CUAUGAUGUUUUCAGCAGAGUACAUGAUGGCAGCUGCAGGAGCUGUCACAGAUUUCACAAAUGAGAAACCACUGACACGCAGUUCCAGCUAUGAAUAUCUGCCACCAUACAUGUCUGAGCUCAGGGUGGUUCUCCUGGGGAACAGCUGGGCAGUGAGGGGAGCAGUGGGGAACAUGAUACUAAAAAAGGACAAGUUCAAUACUGAAAAAGUACCAGACUGGUGUUUCAAAGUCAGUACACCCUUUAAGGAAAAACAAAUAACGGUCAUUAAUACUCCAGACCUGUUGCUGCCCAACACCUCUGAAGACAAACUGAGAGAAGAUGUAAAACGAUGUGUGAAACUCUCUGCUCCUGGUCCUCAUGUGUUCCUGCUGGUUCUACAGCCUGAUGAUUUCACAGAGGAACAAAAACAGAAGCUCUGCAGAGUCCUUGAAGAAUUCAGUGAUUACUCAUUUGAUCAUUCAUUGGUUCUGAAAUCAGCUCCCAGAGAAAAGUGCAUGAAAGAAGAUGUAUUAAAUCAAGCCUUAAACAACAUCAUCAAAAAAAGUAAAUACAGACAUUUGAAUUUGAAGAACCUUGACUAUUCAGAGCUGUUAACACGGAUGGGUCAGAUUGCAAAAGAGAACAAUGGACACUUGAGCUGUGAUGUAUUUCAGGAUCCAAUGCCAGAUCUGACUCCUUAUCAGGAAAGCCACAACCAAAAGCUUGCUAGUGUUAAAUUUGAACCUACAAAAGGUAAUGUAUGUCGACUGAGGAUUCUAAUGUUUGGAAAAAGCGAGGACAAAAAGACAACAUUAGGUAACUUCAUCAUUGGCAGUGAGCAGUUUCAGUGUGGUACAAGAAAAAACAAACCUUGUGAAGUUGCCAGAGGAGACUGGAGAGGAAAUUCUCUGACUGUUGUGAAAACUGCAGAUGUCUUUAGUCUGUCUGUAGAAACAGUGAGACAUGAGCUGAAGGACUGUGUGAGUCUCUGUCCUCCUGGACCAAAUGUUCUGCUGCUGUUAGUGAAACCUUCAAUGUUUACUGAGAAGAACAGAAAGACACUUAUGUUCAUUCUGAGCUUGUUAGGCAACAAUGCUUUUAACCACUCAGUUAUCAUCAGCACACAUAAAGGAAAACCAACUGACUCUUUUACUGAGCUCCUUAAAGACUGUAGAGAAAGAUGUUACUGCAUGACUGCAAAGAACCACGAAUCAUUGAUGGAAAUCAUCGAGAAUGUUGUACAAGAAAAUUAUGAUGCUUUCCUCAGCUUCACUGAAGUUGCCAUAAGACACGCUGCUCUGAACCUGGUUCUGUGUGGGAGGAGAGGAGCAGGGAAGACGUCAGCAGCCAAGGCCAUUUUAGGUCAGACUGAGCUUCAUUCAGCCUCCAACUCAUCAGAGUGUGUUAAACAUCAGGGAGAGGUGUGUGGACGUUGGGUUUCCCUGGUGGAGCUGCCUGCCUUGUAUGGAAAACCUCAGGAGGCAGUGAUGGAGGAAUCACUCAGGUGUAUCUCCCUCUGUGAUCCUGAGGGUGUCCAUGCCUUCAUCCUGGUCCUACCUGUGGAUUGUUUGAGAGACGAAGACAAGGGAGAGUUGAAGACCAUCCAGAAAACGUUCAGCUCUCUAAUCGAUGACUUCACCAUGAUUCUGUUCACUGUGGAGUCGGAUCCAACAGCUCCAGCUGUUGAUAAUUUUUUGAAGAGAAGCAAGGACAUCCAGGAGCUCUGUCAGGGCUGUGGAGGAAGAUCUGUUGUUCUUAACAUUGAAGACAAACAGCAGAUCCUAAAACUGUUGGAGACUGUGGAAAAGAUGAGGCCCUUUAAAAAGAAGUCACAUUGUUAUACAACACGAACAUUUGCACAGGCCCAAAUAAAUACAUUAUCUCAACAAAUCAUAAAAUGUAAAAUCCUACAGGGUGAAGUCCAGGAAUUGAAAAAUAAAAGCAUGAUCACUGAGCAGCAGAGCCCAGAGCCUCUCAGGAUUGUGCUGAUUGGGAAGACUGGCAAUGGUAAGAGCACUUCAGGAAACACCAUCCUUGGAAGAAAAGUGUUUAAAGCCAAGUCGAGUCAAGAAUCAGUCACCAAGUGUUGUCAGAAAGAACAGGGUGAAGUGGACGGUCGUCCUGUUGUUGUGGUCGACACUCCUGGACUGUUUGACUCGACUUUGUCACGUGAAGAAGUUCAUGAGGAGACGGUGAAAUUUAUGACCUGCCUGGCUCCAGGACCACAUGUCUUCCUGUUGGUGUUACAGGUUGGUCGACUUACACCAGAGGAGAAGGAGACUCUGAAACUCAUCCAGGAAGGAUUUGGGAAGAAUUCAGAAAAGUUCACCAUCAUUCUUUUUACAAGAGGAGAUUCAUUAAAAAAAGACAACCUGUCCAUUGAAGAAUACAUUAGAGAUGAAUGUAAUGACUCCUUUAAGAAGCUGAUCUCUGAGUGCGGAGAAAGAUACCAUGUGUUCAAUAACUAUGAUGAACAAAAUCGGACACAAGUCAGUGAGCUGAUAACAAAGAUUGACACCAUGGUGAAGAACAAUGGAGGAUCUUUUUAUACCAAUGAGAUGCUGCAAGAGGCUGAAGCAGCGAUUAAAAAAGAAGUGCAGAGGAUCUUAAAAGAGAAGGAAGAAGAGAUGAAGAGACAGAUUGAGGACCUGGAAAGAAAACAUGAGGAAGAAAAACAAGCCAUGAAAUUAAAAAUGAAAGAACAGAGUGCUAAAAUAAACCUGGAGAUUCAACAGAAAAACAAAAAACUCGAGGAAAUGGAGGAAAAACUGAAGAAUGAGCAAAGCGAGAAGAAGAAAGCACAAGAAAAAAGAGAAAAAGAAGAAACCAAAUGGAAACUGGAGAAAAGUGAAUGGGAGGAAAAACUUGCUGCAUUAGAGAAAUCAAAGUCUGAAUCAGAACAGGAGCUACAGCAGCGUAGAGAGGCGAUGAUAAUGGAACAUACGGUCCGGGAGAAGGAUCGGGUAGACUGGUUGGAAAAACUAAUACAGGAAGAACAAAAGAGAAAACAAAAUGAGCAAAGACUUAGAGAUGAAUAUGAGAAUGUAAAAAAAGAAUGUGAAAUGAAAAGAAAAGAGGAUGAAACUAGAAAAGAAAAUGAGGCAAAAGAACGUAAGGAAUUAAAAGACAGCUACAAGAAAAAGCUGGACAAUCUGAAGAUGAAGUAUGAGGAAGAAGCCAGAAAGCAAGCAGAGGAGUUCAAUGAAUUCAAAGAGAAAUACACCAAAGACUUUGCAGCUCAGAAGGAAGAGCAUGAGAAACAAAUGAAAGACAAAGAUGAGAAGUAUGACCUGUUAAAGGCCCUAAAAGCCCACUAUGAAAAAGAAAGCAGAGAAAAACAUCGUGUGCAAAUCAACGACUUUGUUAAAUGUGUGACCAAAAACAGGGAAAAUGUCACAAAAAUAAACGACUUGCUGACAAGACAACAGAACCAAAUAAAACUUGCAAACAAUCAGGAAGAAAAAGAAAACCUGCAGAAAAUUCAUGACACAGAAAUAAGUAACAUGAUAGAGAAACUUCUGAAUGAAGUUCAGACAAAAUCUUCCUGCAGCAUAUUAGCUUUGCAUCAUUUCCCGAAGCCCAGCAACUGGUCAACAACUGGCUUCGAAUUACGACAGUGGGCUUCCAACUACCCAGAACUCAUCAAUCAUAUGCCACCUGGAUCGGUCUCACAGAGCAGUGAACUGUGGUUUUCCCCUGAUGGGACUGAUGUACCAGAGCGGACUCUGGGCCUGCAAUGGCACUGUCAGACUGAUGAGCUCAGAUAUCAGAUUCGGCACACCGAGCAGUUGGUGGAGCCCACAAUGCGCAACAUCUAUCGGGUUCUGGCCAAGCAGAAUGAUCCGCUUGGCCUCCUCAUUCCUUACACCACUUGGGCCAAAAUCCUGGUGCAGCAUCUCUGGAGGAAAAGGAGGGACUGGGAUUAUCCGAAUCUGCCAAUCGACCUGCUGCAGCUGUGGCCUGCAUGGGAAAGUGAAUUGAUUCAGCUCCCUGAUGUCUCCCUGCCACGUUGUUACGUGCAGCCAGAGACAGACCUAUCCCUUUGCAAGCAGAGCAUCCACAUCUUCUCCGAUGCAUCUGAGAAGGCAUAUGGAGCUGUAGACUACCUUCGGACAGAAGAUCAUAUAGGGGGGGGUUUCCAGGUAGCCUUCCUAGCCGCCCGAUCUCGAGUUGCUCCCGUCCGUCAACAGUCCAUUCCGAGGUUGGAGCUCUGUGCUGCUCAUGUGGGAGCCCAGCUUGCUGCCGUUCUCAAGAGGGAACUCACCCUUCGUAUCUCAAGCAUUGUCUAUUGGACCGACUCCACUACAGUCCUGAACUGGCUCCAUGUUGGGUAA
Molecule: messenger RNA, 4316 nt
Organism: Neolamprologus brichardi
Lineage: Eukaryota; Metazoa; Chordata; Actinopteri; Cichliformes; Cichlidae
Source: RefSeq, a predicted model, not a curated record